AUAUACAUAUCAAUAUGUAAAUUGUAUAUAUUAGACAUAAAUCAGUGCUGGUUUUAACAAAACUGGCGCCCUGGGUAAGAUUAUCGUGGCGCCCAUUCAGUCCGUUCGAAAUUCUUGAGAAAGAAAAGAUAAGGUAGUAAUAUGGUAAUAAUAAUCUAAACGAAUAUAAAGGAAUGAACACAUAUGAAAAUUCAGAAAACUUUCCUUUAGCUUUACCCAGAGCUAACGACGUGGACGUAGAAAGGUUUGUAGCUCCUUUUUUUGUUUUUGUUUUUUUAUUUUUUUACAUUUUUUAGAUUUUUUUAUCAUUUCCAUUUUUGUAUUUUUUAAUUUUUUGCCGGUUCUCUAGAGGACAAAGAUUAAACUAAAUUAAACUUAAACUUAAACUACUAAACCUAAACUAAACUUAAAUUAAAGUUUUCGAAGAUUACGGAAAUCUAAUAAAAGUUUACUUUUCGAGCCUUUUUGUCGGCGAACACUCGAAUCAAAUUGGCAAAAUCUAAGUUUUCGGCAAUUUCAUUUUCAAUUGAAAGAGUAGCUAAGUUAGUAAGUCUUGUUUGUGAAAUCGUUGAUCGUAGAUAUGUCUUUAUUAAUUUAACCCAUUAACGCCUGAAAGUCCAAAAUUUUCUGCUUACUUUCGAUUCUCUUGAAUGCCUAUUAAAUCAUGGGCAAUUUGACCAACAAUGUAUAUCCUACUAUUUUUGGGUAUGCUCUUUCCGAAUUCGUCGUUAUAUUUGAGUUUUGUCGAUGUGGAAAAAAAUAUGGCUGUCUUAAUAAAAAAAAAUAUGAAAAAAACAGUAUUUUCGAGAAAAAAUCUCUGUUUUUGGAAUGGGAUGGGAGUAGAAAUGAAGUUAAGACCCCGCACCGAAAAAAUUGUAUUCUUGAAAUUCAUACUUUAUAAAUUAUUCUUAACGAAUAAGAAUAUUUUCUUAUUGUUUAGAAUAUCCUCUUAAUAUGGCGCAUGCGCGACGUUCGCGCCACAGAGAGACUAGAUUUGGUGCGUCACUGCGCCGUGCGUGUCGAUACGUGUUCAAGCGAAACACUACAUUUUGUUUGGUGCGUGUUUUGAUCGGCCGGUCGAUGUUGGUCCCCUUUUGUCGCUUAAUAUGUCGUUUAUCCGCUCAUGUUGUUUAUUGCUCGUGAUGUUCGUAAGUACAUGUGCAGUGUAAUCCUGCGUUCGUAUUUCUUGAGAAAUGGAGGAAGAAGUAGCCAGGUGGCUUAAAGAAGGAGAUCUGAGCGACUUGAAGGAGAUAUUUAUGAGUAAGUAUCUUAGAUAUUUGGAAUAGAAGAUUCAUGAAUCCUAUUAACCUUUCUAGAUAUCUCUCGAUAGUUUCCGAUUUGCAUGCCGAUUCUCUAAUUUCGUAACAACGAUAUCACUAUCGUUAUCCAAUGAGAUAUGACUUGUCGAUCGACGUCGGUUUGAUGAUUUCGAUGUCAAUUCGGCAUCAUUUCGACGUCGAUCGACGAGUUAUUUCUUAUUGGGUUAUAUGUCGUUAUACAGAUAAAACGUAUCAAAACAUAGCUGAGCAACGACACGAUAACGAUAUUGUCGUUACGAAGUUAGAGAAUCGGCACGCACAGGAAACAAAACUUUCUUAUUUUUUCCAAAUAUGCCUCAUUAAAUUUUAUUUAUAAUAGUUUAACCUUUCUACACAAUGUCUAAUCUCACUACCCAUAAUCUAAUCUAUAACUAUUCAUAUAUUCAUACAUAUAUUAUAAUAUAUUCAUGCCAUUUCAAACACUUUUUAAUUUUCUUUUAAUUGGUUAUCUUUAAUUGGUAUUUUUUGGUGUGUUUAAAAAUGUUAGGAUAUAGAUGUAACUCCAUUCAAAGUGCGAUUUUUUUUGUGUAUUUAGUCAUAUAUUAAGAAAAAAGCUGCUGAAUCAAAAGAAAAUUUCUCUGUGUAAACAUUGAAUAAUAUAAAAUAUGAUUGAAAGAAACAGUAAAUAUAGUUCAGUUAGCCAAACGUGAAUAUUUUGCUGGUUUCAUUCAAGUAAAUAUUUUGCUGAUAUAAGAAAUAUUGAUUGAAAUAAUUACCAUAAUAUUAUAUUGUAUUUUAUAUUUAACGUAAUUAAUGUUUAAAUAAGAUUACUAUAUUUCUUAGAGCGACUAGAUAUUUUAUCUGUUUAGGACAAUGUAAUUUCGCUCAAAAAAUCCAAAUUUAAAUAAAUAUAAAUACUUCUUAAGUAAUCUUGAAUCAACCUAUUAACUAUAUUUUUUUUAUUUUCUUCGACAUGCGUUUGGAUUAACUAUACAUUAAUUGGCAUAAUAAAGUUUAUUAUUUGCUAGAUUCAACAUAUCAACAAAAAUAUAUUAUUUUAAAUUACACGAAUUUGUUUAUAUGACUAUAUACUUGUGUUUUCAAUACAAAUAUUUUAACUGAAUAAGUAAUUGUGAAUUAAAUAUUUAGUCAGGUUAACUAUGUUUGACAGUGCAUGUUUUAAAACAGAGUUGUGUUUGUAUUUCGACAUUAUUGAAUGUGUAAAAUAUUGUGUUUUCUCUUUUUGCCAAAACUGUUGCACGUUUUAAUGCAAGUUGUUACUUUUCUUUCGUGUUUUUCUUAGAUCAAAAAAUAAAUAGCAUGAGAAGAUUACUCGCUUUAAAUGAAGAAUUAAUAAAAGAAUUAAUUCCUCAGAUAGGAUUGCGAGCAGAUUUUCUUUGUAGUUGGAAGCGCUUAGUAAGUGUUGUUCAAGAAGAGGUAUUAUUUAUCAGCAAAGCAUUCUAACUAAUUUUGCAUUUUAAUCCUUCCUUAAUAAUAAACACUUUUAUUAUUAUUUUAUUUCCUAUACAUCAUAUGAUCAUAUCAAUGUUAAAUUAAAAUUAAUGCUCAUGAGUUUUAUUUGCAGACUCCUAAGAAGAUCCCUUCAGUAAAAAUUAUAGACGAUAUACCACUACUGAUAGAUUCUAUACCUAUUUUUCAUGAAUGUGAUAUAUCUGAAGUGUCUGAAUUAUCUGAGGUAUCUGAAGUAUCUAAAGUAUCUAAGGAACUUACUUUGGUAAGGUGAUAUACUUGAAAUUACAUAAACACUUUUAUUAUUAUUUUAUUUCCUAUGGCUUAUAUAUAUAUAUAGAUACAUCAUAUGAUCAUAUCAAUGUUAAAUUAAAACUAAUGCUCAUGGGUUUUAUUUGCAGACUUCUAAGAAGACCCCUUCAGUAAAAAUUAUAGACGAUAUACCACUACUGAUAGAUUCUAUACCUAUUUUUGAUGAAUCUGAUAUAUCUGAAGCGUCUGAACUAUCUGAUGUAUCUGAAGUAUCUAAAGUAUCUAAAGUAUCUGAGGAACUUACUUUGGUAAGGUGAUAUCUAUACUUGAAAUUACAUGAAAACUUUAUAACUAUUUUUUCAUUGAGUGGAUACCACUAUUUAAAAUGUUUUAUUUAUAAAAUUCUGACAUCAAAAUGCAAAUGUUUCGAUUAAAGUGAAAAAUUCUUCCAUGAUAAAUAAAAUAUAUUUUAAUUUUUUCCAAAGCGAUUCUAUUAAACAUUGCACAGAUUUAGAUGUAGAAGAAAUACCAUCAUAUUCAAAUCGUGAUUCGAUGCAAGAAAAUAAAAGAAAGCGAUGCAAGAAGAUAAAUAAAGGUGUAUCCGUUGAAGAAAAUUGUAAACGCAGUCGACACAUUAUAUCUUUUAAAUCACUUGAAGAAUUAACAGCUUUGGACUUUGAGAAUCUUCUGAAAAAUCACUCCUUAAAAAGUAAUGCCGCUCUUCAGAAUUUUCAGAAAAAUGGAAUGCUCACUGAUUUAGAUAGAUCCGCCAUAACUGAAGCUGUAGCUAAUGCCAUUCUCCAGUUGAAUCACUUGCCGACAGCUUCAGAAUAUAACAUUGCAGCAACUAAGCUCUGUGAAUUGUUUCCGUGUGAAACUAAGGAAACGUAUUAUUGUCCACCAGCAGGCAACCAUAGAAAUGCAUCAGGAAAACUUCCCGAUAAAAUUAAGAAUAUAAAGUAUCAGGUCAAGAAAAGAGCUGCUAGUUCUUGGGCAACAUCUCGUUCUGAAUCUUUUUUUGUUCCGAGUGAAAAUAAAAUCACACAUCCUGCAAAGUUUGCAGGAAGUUGUGAUCCAAACGACUCUGCAGUUAAAACUGCAAUCGCUCGUUUAAAGUAUGACAAUAUUGAAUCUUGGCCUGAACUUUUGCGUUCUUGGUCAGUGACACAUCCUUUGCGCUUUCAGUAUCUUAGAGAAACCAGACCGAUAUCGCAGAGGACAACGUGCUCUGUCCAACAAUCAGAAAAGUCUGAUGUUUUAGUAAAUGAUUAUUUCAAAAAUUGGAGCGUGCUUACACUGCCUAAUGGAUAUCUACUGAUUCAGCAAGAUUUUAAAGAAUUAUAUCCUGGAAGAGAAGAUGGUUUGAUAUCAAAGUGGGAUUCAACGAAAGAAGUCUUAAUUAAUUUUCUUAAUAUUGAGAUAGCCAAAUCGGAUGAGUAUGGGAGGAAGUUACUUACAGAUUUGAGUACUACAGAUACAGACAAAAGUGAUGUAAUUUUAUUUCAUUUACUACCAUCACUUUGUUGUAAAAGGACAAGAGGUGCGAGCGUGAGCGUACCAUCUGUCGCAGAAGCUAGGAAGACUUUUAUUCUCCAUGUUCUUGUAACUAUCAUUUGUAAUAAAUAUUUCUAUUUUAUGAUAAUAAUGAUGUACAUGAACUCAUUAUUUUCAAAAAUAUUUUUACAGAUCCCGGGAGAUUUAAAUCGUGAAAUCAAGACUCAUAGUGAGUGGCUAGCAAAUCGUGGAUUAAACUUGCAGCCGACGUUAAUAUUUGUUGGACCUACUUUAUUGAAUAUUACUGCCAGUUAUGUUCAAAUAGAUACUGUGCGGUAUAAACUUCGCACUCCAUUAAAAGCUCUGGAUACAUGUUUCAAGGCAUUUCAUGCACUGGAUGCUGCAUACCAAGAGGAGUACCGAGCAGUGUAGCUUUUUAUCCAGAAGUAUUUUUAUG
This is a messenger RNA of Ooceraea biroi (clonal raider ant), 4932 nucleotides long. RefSeq lists its product as uncharacterized. NCBI's taxonomy places the organism in Eukaryota, Metazoa, Arthropoda, Insecta, Hymenoptera, Formicidae. The record is from RefSeq and is a predicted model, not a curated record.